AGAUUCUCAUUGUUUGCCAUUUCCAGUUUCCAGUAAUGGGAACGAUUACUUGAUCCAGCCAGUUGCUGUGGAGGACCCUGGGAUAACUUACAAACCUUCAUGGCAAAUUUUUAUCGGCUCCCAUAAAAACGCCACCGGAUAAAAGAGCCAGAACGUGGGGUUUGGUACCUGGAGGCGUCACCUCUGAUGAUGAAUAUUGUUUGAUUUGGGGGGUUGAGUGUCUGUCCUUCAGGAACGAGAUGUAUCUUGCUCUUCUGGUGAUUUUCUUGCAGUGUUCAGAACUUUACACUCAGGAUAAAGUUUUUACUUUCAACACAGUUGAAAUCAAGGUUCAGCCAUCUGUCAAAGUGAGGAAUGGAGCUGCCAUGUCGAUCAUCUGCCACGCUGACAUCAGCAAAAGCGCCGAUUUCCAGCUGAAAUACAAUUUCACGAUCUUUAAGGACCGCAAGCUCGUGUUCAUGACCGUGGCAGACACGGGAGAGGCACGGUAUGAGAUCCCCGUGGCCAGAUCCUCAGACACGGGGGACUAUCAGUGCACGGUGAGAGCGGAGAAGAAGACACGGUCCAGUGACCCCGUCCACGUUUGGGUGGCAGGAAUGACCAAGCCAAUCCUGACUGCUGACAAGAGAGAUGUUUUGGAGGGCGAAGUUGUGAAGUUACGUUGUGAGCUGCCCGAAGAAGAACCUCCUUUACUGUUCUGCUUCCGGAAGAUAAAGACGAAUUCAACGCCCAAAGAGAGAUGUGUACCUGAGUCUUACACCAAUUUCUCUGAACUGGAGGUUUCUGUUGAAGAAGGAGAUCAUAUUUUACAGUUUGACUGCUUUGGUAGGAGGAAUGUAAAGCUUGAAUGGGAAGAGUCAGCCCGGAGCAACAGAACCCUCGUUACGGUCAGGGAACCUUUUAUAAAGCCCACUCUGACCACUGUGCCCUCCAGUAAUGUCACAGAAGGAGACCAAAUACAGUUUGAGUGCUCAACUGCCGUGGUUCGAAUGCGGGACCUGGAGAUCAUCCUCCAGAAAAACAAAACAAUCCUGAACAGUGUCCAAGAUAAGAAGCUUCUGAGAUACUCCACAGUAGCUACUCUAGAGGACAGUGGGGAAUAUCUGUGUAAGGUGGAGCAAGGGGGAGCAUCUAAAACCACCAAACUGAACGUUGUUGUGUCAGAGUUAUUCCCCAAGCCAACACUGAUUGCCUCUAUGACUAAGCUGGAUAAGAAUAAAGAGUUAAUUUUGAAUUGCAGCAUUAAUGGUUUUCAGAAAGCGAACUUCUCUAUCCUACGGAAAAAUUCCAACGGAGACAUCCCACUGAAAAGUUCUCAGAGCUUAAAAAUGAGAGUUAAUGUGAAUGAUACUGGCUCUUACACCUGCAAAGCUGAAGUAAAAGGAAUAGUCAAGGAGAGCAGACCUGUAAGGAUUAAUGUUUAUGCCCCAGUUUCCAAGCCAACUCUUUCCGUUGCCGGGGGUUUGCCGGAGGUGGUGCUGGGGAAGCCCCUGCAGCUGAUCUGCCACUCGGUGAUGGGGACGCCCCCCAAAACCUUCAGGUUCUACAAAGGGAAUGAAGUAGAGAAAACAGUCAUUAAUGACACGUAUGCUACGUUCUUGGAUGAAAAUAUUAGGCUGGAUGACGGGAGGGGUUACAGAUGUGACGCUCGAAAUAACCACUCCAGCGGUGUGAAAAGCAGCGACAUCCUGAACGUCACGGUAAUUGUGCCAGUCAGGGAUGCCAGCCUGGGCAGUGUCCCAUACGGAGAAGUGGAAGAUGGCAGCGAGACCGCUUUUCUCUGCUCGGUCAAAGAAGGCUCUUGGCCAAUCCUGUUCAGGUUUUUUAAAAAAACUGACCGUGAGGUUCUCCUGUUCGAGAAAGUGGAGCAUGCAGACAGAGCCAUGUGGCACAAGAAGACGAUGAAGAGGCAGGACACGGGGACAUAUUAUUGUGUGGCCUCCAACAGAGCCAACGUGGACGUGAGGAGCCGCCCCAUCACCAUCAGUGUCAUUUUGGCAGCUUGGAAGAAAGGAGUCAUCGCUGCCCUGGUCCUGGUCACCGUUGCAGGAGCAGCAGCACUUGCCCUGUGGUGGUUUUUGCGCAAGAAGAAAAAGGCUAAAGGACCGUCCAUGGAGAUGUCUGGCUCAGCCUUGGCUGCAAACUUGACAAAUGAAAAGCUGACGAGACAGCCCAGCGAUGGGGACUAUUAUCCAGGAUCAGGUUACAUUGAAGAUAGUGAAAAUCACAUGAAAUCAGCAGAUGAGAGUAAAGGACCUGACCUUGAGAGUGCUGAGGUGGAGUACACUGAAGUGGAAGUGUCAACGCUCGAUCCUCACAGAGCUCCUGUACAGAAGGGGACUGAAACAGUUUAUAGUGAAAUCAGAAAAGCUAAUAAUGGUUCUCUGGAGAACAGGCACUCUAGAAUAUCAGGGCAUCCUGAUGCUACUUAGAACAGUCAUCUCAAAGAUCAGCUGGGAGAAGAGAACAAGCCGAGAUGGAAGACGUUGCAAACGUUUCAAAGGCUCCGCAGCAGUUAUUUAUGAGUUUGCCAGACUCUUCUUUUCAAAGAUUAUUUCCUUAGAGGGAACAAUAGGGAUGUUCCUAAAGCAUUUAAUGGAAAAAAUUGCGAAUAAAAAUUCCCAUAGGAAAGUGGCUCUAGAAACCACUGACCCAGGUUCUCAUUUUGAAUUUCUCCUGCUAAUGCAAUUUUGCCUUUUUUUUUUUUUUUUUUGCCUCCAAUUCAUCAUUCCCUGAGGAAACAAAAGGGGAGGUUACAGCUGAGGAAGCACAUUUCUACAGUGCAGCCACUAUUGGGAUGCCAGUGGGAUGUAGAAAUAUCUGAGCUUGCUUUGAACUCGCUACCUUGGCUAUCGGUGACACUUGUGUGGCAGAGCAGAGCUCAGCACAGCUUGGCCAGCCAUGGAUGUACCUUCUGAUCCUGCAGCUUGUGCUGAACUCCCUGUGCUGCAGCAGCUGGACUGCUACCAGGCUUGGAGCCAGCUCAGAGCCCUGGGGAUGCUUCCCUGCAGGGAGGGCCUGACAGAACAGAGAGCUCUGGGUGCUCGAAAAACUCAAAUAACUGUCCAGAGAUUCAGACUUUACCAAGUGCUUCUACCAGGAGGGGCACAAAUAGUCUUUAUUCUUUGCUAAACUGCUUUUCCCCUUUGAAAGGUCUGGUGCUUAUUGGUUAGUUUGGUGUGAUGGUUCUUCAAGAAACGAUUGUCCAUCACAGUUGGUUUGGAUGGUUCUGUGCCAGGUCUUCAGGGAGUAGAUGGAUUUACUGCACCCAGGUCAGUGAGUUUGUACCUGAAAAUCAUGUUAUGUAUAAUCCUUAUUCCUUUGGUUUUAGGAGAGGUCUGAAGUCAUACUUGUGCCCAGUUUGUCCAGUGUGGGACUCCAUGCCUAACCUUUUCCCCUAGAGCAUGAUAAACCGCUAACAUGGAUCCAGUGUGGACCUGGCUCUAAUCUCUGCAGCCCCUGUUUAUCUCAGCUGCAUUACUUUAAAAAAGAACCCAAAACGAACCAGAUAAAAUGCUGUCCCCAGCCCCAUAACCAGCUGGCCUCUGGCACUGCAACUGCUCUCCUUUUCUUACUGCAGAUUAAAUUACUACAAGAUCUGGGCCACAGGUAAGAAGGUUCUCAUUUUAAUUAGAAAAUAGUGAAAGAGAGGCCGUGGAUUGUAUAUACAUAUAUAAAGUUACUGCUUUAAGCAUUGCAUCAAGGGUGCAAAACCACCACAAAACACAAAAGGGUUUUAUAUCCUCAUUCCAAGUGUUUAAAUUGUCAAGCUCCAGUUACUGGCUAAUAUCUCUAAUUUAUUGUUCCCUGUGCAAAUGUUGUUUGUAUCACAAGCCUGUCACAACCGACUGACUUCACAGCUCUCUUCUGUUGACAAAUGUUCCUUCAGCAUCCCACGAGUGUCCAUGCAAAUGCCUUAGUAUAAGGAAUGUGAAAAGGUAUUUUAAUAAAGAAAACUCUGAAUUGA
Myiozetetes cayanensis is the source of this 3967-nucleotide messenger RNA. It is a transcript of the gene PECAM1, whose product is annotated as platelet and endothelial cell adhesion molecule 1. Gene Ontology annotation, biological process: cell surface receptor signaling pathway. The coding region runs from base 240 to 2432 and encodes 730 amino acids. The transcript is spliced from 16 exons. Gene Ontology annotation, molecular function: transmembrane signaling receptor activity. The record is from RefSeq and is a predicted model, not a curated record. Lineage: Eukaryota; Metazoa; Chordata; Aves; Passeriformes; Tyrannidae.